Molecule: messenger RNA, 3953 nt
Organism: Owenia fusiformis
Lineage: Eukaryota; Metazoa; Annelida; Polychaeta; Sabellida; Oweniidae
Source: the annotation of a GenBank genome assembly
CAGUAAUGUGUUUAUUGGCUGUAAGAUGUCAGGUCAAUGAAUAGGUUUUAAUCUUGGGGUUUCACUUAUGGAACACAGAAUUCCAAUAGAAGCAGAUGAAUAAAAGCUACGUGGGGACGAUUUGACAGUCGGACUGGACUAGAAUAUGAGACUUAUAAGUAUGGAUUUAAAAACUUGUCGAGGCGUACGUACCUACAUCACUUGUUACAAGUACUAAUUGUUAUAAGCUUGUUAUAAGUAUAGGAAAUACAGAUACUUUCGAAGUAAUUCAGUAUAAAUGGAAUGAUGAAUAAUAAGCAAAGUGAUAUAUAUAUAUAGAUAUUUACAAAAUAGAACGAGUCUCAUUAGCGUAAGGCGCUCAACACAUCAAUACGAUAUUGACUAUCGGAAUAAAGCAUUUGAGUAAACUGCAUAAUGAACGACGUAAAGGCUUUUCUAAUUAGGAUCUUUGGGCUUUCAUCUAAGAGCGCUUGUAUCACUGCUACCAGUCUAUAUUAGUUUACUGAGCAGUCGGAAUGUUACCAAUAAAUUGGUAAGAUAUAGCAGCGGUAUCUCCAGGUGUUAACUUCAGAGGACCAUCCAAUAAAUCAGAACGUUACUAGUUGGCUUUUUUACAACACGGAGAGCAGCUAGGGGAAAUAAACUCAACAGAAAACUUGAAAUAGCAAUACCUCAGCCGAAUGAUCCUCUUAUGAUUCACGUAAUAACCAUCACUGUGGAUUAAGCCGAAGAACGACGCAGAAGCGUGGACUGUACGUGAUAGUGGAGAAACAAGUAUGAAUUAGACCGUAUCCUGUACUACAAAAAGUGAAGGAAUAAUCAUCAAAACUAAUCAAUCAAUAAUGAAUAUAAAUGUAUCAUCAAAGGAUAAAGUCUUCGAUUAAUAAACUCUCAUAAUGAGCAUUGUAAAUCUAGCGUAAUGAUGCGUUAGUUAAUUCCAAUAAGAAAGGAAAGAGGAAUAUAUCAUGGCACACCUGUACAGGCAUGUCAACCUAAAUGACAGGUGGAAUACGAACAUAUUUACAUUUAUUCUCCCAGCCAGUUUAACCAAUGAGUACGCCACUGGGAAAUACUCUCGAGAUUUCGUUUAUGGGAACCAGAAAUGGAACAUAUUAUUAAACAAAGGUGACAAACACUUGAGCUCAUAUUUGACAUUGAAAAAUGCUGCUAAAGGAAUGGCGUGUACUGUGGAUUAUACAGUUUCACUCCUCAAUCAGGAACAUUUCACAAAGAAUGAAUGUUUUACUAAUAAAGCGAGUAUGUUCAGUUCAGAUCAGUGUACACAUGGCCUGAGAACGUUCGUUGGAAUAGGUGACCUCACAAACAGGCGUUUCAUGCAUGACAACGGUGAAUUCCUAGUAGAGAUAGAGUUGAAAAAUUGCAGCACCAUCUUCAGGGACUAUAUCCAACUACCAAGCUCCAACCAAAAACAUCACCGAGAUAGAAAUCAUUACUAUGCAAACGACUAUGACAGAUUAGAAACGACGUAUUUCUGUUUUGGCAUGUGUGACUGGAGUCUGAUACUGUAUCCAGAUGGCGACUCAAAGGGAAGUGAAGGUAUCCCAAGGCUCCAUCUAUGUCGACACACAAGCUUUGAUCACCUAUGUAGGGCCGAGUACAAGUUCAAGAUAGGCCAGGGAGACAGAGUGUAUCUGUCUGAAAAACUUACCGAUAUCCUCAAUGAAAGUGGAAUGGGGCAAGGUUUCUUAAUCAAUGACAAUCUCCAUAGCCUUGCAAUCAAGGGAAAACUAAGAAUUCAAGUAGAAAUGCUCUCAGUUACUGCUAUAAGUGAGGUUAAGAUUGCAGUGUUGAACCGUACAAGAAAUAGAGCUAAGUUCUAUGACAGAGACAAACAGGCCUGGGUUCUUGAAACAGACAUUGAUUCCGAGUUCCUUAAACUGAGGUUAUACUACAGUGAUGUGAACAACGUCCCUAGGAAAUUCACCCGUUAUGUGCGAUGGGCAGUCAAUGUCGUACCGCAAAUUGCUCUCAAAGGCCAAGCUAAGAGGUCGAUCGACGCCAGGGGGUCUCCAUUCUCAAACUACUAUGCCCAACAUGAGAGUGAUGAGGGAUACGAAAUGCAGGUCGAUAUACCAACAAUAGACAUCAAUGAUCCCGAGAGCUUGUACCUGGAUGGAGAUAACAAGAUGACAUUCCACAUUGAAUGGAAGGAUUCCCAUCUACUCUACCAUGCAAAGUACCACCGACAUGAUGACAUCACUGCAACGCACAAACAUCAAAUGACAAAAGAGAUAAUGGCGCUACAGGCAGAAAACCACGCCCUUGAGAAGCAGGUACAUGGCUACCAACUAUCUAUAGCAAAGCAAGAGGCCGAACAAGGCCCAGCUGCUGUCCCUAUAGCAACUGCAUCAACGCCACAAAAUAAUCCGAAUUCGUUUAAGUCUCAAUCUCAGCAAAAUACUCAAUACCAGCCCCACGGAAGUCCAAAGACUGAAAAACGAUUCUCUGACACUAAUCGGCCUCAACCUUUCGCCAGUUUAUCAAAUGUCAGUAAUACAGUAACUGGUUUAUUGGGAAUAGACAGUAGUAAUAGUGGAAUACUAAAUCAACCUAAAUCCGAGACAAGACGUUCCAAAAGCAGUGCCAGUCCACCGGAUAUGACUGAUGCAUACGGAGAUCGUAUAGUAGAAGAUAAUACAAGGAACAACCCAACUAAAAGAAAAAGUGAAACUAAACGACCUCAACCUAAUUUGACUCUAACUAGUACAAAAGAGCAAUAUGGGAAUGUAAUAAACAUUGAAGAUAAUAUGAAAAGGCAGCCAUCCAGUAAGAGAAAGAGUGAGACAAAACGACCAAACUCUAUAAAAGCUUUGGACUUUGAAAAUGUUUAUAAUGAUCUCGUUAGCUUGGACGAUAGCGAUAUGAAACAAACCAAACCAACCAGAAAAUCUAGUGAAUCUAAACGAACAAAUAAUAGUGCAAAAGUGAAAAGUAGAAAUGGGUCCUAUAACGAUCUUCCAAAUGUGGACGACGAAUUGAAAUACAGCAGUUCAGUUAGAAGAAGGGGUGAUAUCAAAAAAGGUCAAAAUGGACAGACUAAUCUUAACCCCAUGGAUGCCAAAGCAGUCUAUAAUGAUCUGAACUCAGAUGGCAGAGAUGCAAAAGGUUAUAGUGACAACCAUGACAAGCACUAUAGUAAAAAGGGUUAUGACUCACAUAGUUACACAGAUCUAACAACAUACUCUGGCCGUAAAAACUACAGAGAAGAGAGACACUAUGAACACAGUCAUAGCUAUGAUGACGACUACUAUGAUGAUAAUGAAAGAGAUCAUUAUGAUGACAAAUACAAUGGCUACUAUGACAAACAACAGAGAGGUUAUGAUGGAUAUUAUGACGAUUAUGACAAAAGGUAUGCUGAUGAAGACACCAGAAGAGGGGAGGUCUCCCAAGGAGACAGAUCAAACUAUUACAGCGGACAAGAUGACAGAUAUCGUGAGUAAAUAGCGAACUGGUGAAAGAGUGGAACCGCAUAACUCAGCUGUAGGGGAAUUGAUAAUCAAGAUGUUCAUCUUAUAGGGUUGAUGUAGUUAACUUAAGUAUACCCCGGACACAAAAAAACUCUAGUUGUUUGAGACCCAAGUAAAAGACGAGUUGAGUGCGAGUUAGACAAAAUGGCCUGUUCACGAUCUAAAAAUAUGGACUUCUACAUCACCAAUCGCUACCUUGAAAUAUGAUCUAACUCCCAAAGUAAUUUCAUGAUUGAUUUAGAAAGAAUAGACUACCCCGACGGAAAACUACAAUCGACUUUAUUUUACCGGAAAAUGAAAAAAUGCAAUUAGGGACAUCAACACGGAUUAGCUCUGGUCAAUAUGACAUUCCAGUAGAAAUAAACUAGAAACGCUUAAGUUAAAGGAUGAAUCAGAUCUAUGGGGGUGACAAAAUUACAAGCAACAUGUACAAUUGCCUGCCAAUCUAUUCCUUACAAUCUCAAA